Messenger RNA from Chrysochloris asiatica (Cape golden mole), 3636 nucleotides. RefSeq names its product inositol polyphosphate-5-phosphatase, 145kDa (gene INPP5D). The coding region runs from base 4 to 3636 and encodes 1210 amino acids. Gene Ontology annotation, molecular function: phosphatase activity. Lineage: Eukaryota; Metazoa; Chordata; Mammalia; Afrosoricida; Chrysochloridae. The record is from RefSeq and is a predicted model, not a curated record. The transcript is spliced from 27 exons. Gene Ontology annotation, biological process: phosphatidylinositol dephosphorylation.
GCCAUGGUGCCCUGCUGGAAUCAUGGCAACAUCACACGCUCCAAGGCAGAGGAACUGCUGGCUAGGACGGGCAAGGAUGGGAGCUUCCUCGUGCGUGCCAGCGAGUCCAUUUCCCGGGCCUACGCCCUCUGUGUGCUGUUUCGAAACUGCGUCUACACUUACAGAAUUCUGCCCAAUGAAGAUGAUAAAUUCACGGUUCAGGCGUCGGAAGGUGUUCCCAUGAGGUUUUUCACCAAGCUGGACCAGCUCAUCGAGUUCUACAAGAAGGAGAACAUGGGGCUUGUAACCCACCUGCAGUACCCCGUGCCGCUGGAGGAAGAGGAUGCGGGUGAUGAACCCGAAGAGGAGACGGAAUGCAUCACGUGUCCGCCUGAGUUGCCCCCCAGGAACAUCCCUUUGUCGGCUGGGCCCUCCGAGGCCAAGGAAGUUCUUCUUUCAAGCGAGAACCCUCGAGUACCGGAGUUCAGCAGGCCCACGCUCUCCGAGACGUUACUUCAGCGGCUACAGAGCAUGGACACCAACGGGCUUCCGGAAGAGCAUCUGAAAGCCAUUCAGGAAUAUUUAAGCACGCAGCUCACCCUGGACUGUGAGUUUGUGAAAACGGGCUCAAGCAACCUCCCGAACCUGAAGAAACUGACCACCCUCCUGUGCAAGGAGCUUUAUGGUGAGGUGGUCCGGACCCUUCCCUCCCUGGAGUCUCUGCAGUGCCUGUUUGACCAGCAGCUCUCCCCUGGCCUCCGUCCACGUGCUCAGGUGCCUGGUGAGGCCAAUCCUGUCAACAUGGUGGCCAAGCUCAGUCAACUGACAAGUCUGCUGUCCUCGAUUGAAGAUAAGGUCAAGGCCCUGUUACACGAGGGUCCUGAGUCUCCUCACCGGCGCUCCCUUAUCCCUCCAGUCACCUUUGAGGUGAAGUUGGACUCUUUGGGGAUCCCUCAGAAAGUGCAGCUCAAGGUGGAUGUGGAGUCAGGGAAACUGAUCGUUAAGAAGUCCAAGGAUGGGUCCGAGGACAAGUUUUACAGCCACAAGAAAAUCCUGCAGCUCGUCAAGUCUCAGAAGUUUCUUAACAAGUUGGUGAUUGUGGUGGAGACAGAGAAGGAGAAGACCCUGAGGAAAGAGUACGUCUUUGCUGACUCUAAAAAAAGAGAAGGCUUCUGCCAGCUUCUUCAGCAGAUGAAGAACAAGCACUCAGAGCAGCCAGAGCCCGACAUGAUCACCAUCUUCAUCGGUACCUGGAACAUGGGUAACGCCCCCCCUCCCAAGAAGAUCACGUCCUGGUUUCUCUCCAAGGGGCAGGGCAAGACACGGGACGACUCAGCCGACUAUAUCCCCCAUGACAUCUAUGUGAUCGGGACCCAGGAGGACCCCCUGGGGGAGAAGGAGUGGCUGGAGAUUCUCAAACAGUCUCUACAGGAAAUCACCAGCAUGACCUUUAAAACGAUGGCCAUCCACUCCCUGUGGAAUAUGCGCAUCGUGGUGCUGGCCAAGCCAGAGCAUGAGAACCGUAUAAGCCACAUCUGUACAGACAACGUCAAGACCGGCAUAGCCAACACAUUGGGGAACAAGGGAGCCGUGGGAGUUUCCUUCAUGUUCAAUGGCACCUCUUUGGGAUUCGUUAACAGCCAUUUGACUUCGGGAAGUGAAAAGAAACUCAGGAGAAACCAAAACUACACGAACAUUCUCCGGUUUCUGGCCCUGGGAGACAAGAAGCUGAGCCCCUUUAACAUCACUCACCGUUUCACCCACCUCUUCUGGCUCGGAGAUCUCAACUAUCGUGUGGAGCUGCCCAUCUCGGAAGCAGAAGUCAUCAUCCAGAAAAUCAAGCAGCAGCAGUAUACAGACCUCCUGGCCCACGACCAGCUUCUCCUGGAGAGGAGAGACCAGAAGGUUUUCUUGCACUUUGAGGAGGAAGAAAUCACAUUUGCUCCGACCUACCGUUUUGAAAGACUGACUCGGGACAAAUACGCCUACACUAAGCAGAAAGCAACAGGGAUGAAGUACAACUUGCCCUCAUGGUGUGACCGGGUCCUCUGGAAAUCGUACCCACUGGUUCAUGUGGUGUGUCAGUCCUAUGGUAGCACCACUGACAUCAUGACCAGUGACCACAGCCCCGUCUUCGCCACGUUUGAGGCAGGGGUCACCUCCCAGUUUGUCUCCAAGAACGGCCCGGGGACAGUAGACAGCCAAGGACAGAUCGAGUUUCUCCGAUGCUACGCCACCUUGAAGACUAAGUCCCAGACGAAAUUCUACCUGGAGUUCCACUCCAGCUGCUUGGAGAGCUUUGUCAAGAGUCAGGAAGGAGAAAAUGAAGAAGGAAGCGAAGGGGAGUUGGUGGUGAAGUUUGGUGAGACUCUUCCCAAGCUGAAGCCCAUUAUCUCGGACCCCGAGUACCUACUGGACCAGCACAUCCUGAUCAGCAUUAAGUCUUCUGACAGUGACGAGUCCUACGGUGAGGGCUGUAUUGCCCUAAGGCUAGAGGCCACAGAAACCCAGUUCCCCAUCUAUACGCCUCUCACCCACCACGGAGAGAUGAUGGGACAUUUCCGGGGGGAGAUUAAGCUGCAGACAUCCCAAGGCAAGAAGAGAGAGAAGCUGUACGACUUUGUGAAGACGGAGAGGGAUGAGCCCAGUGGACCCAAGACCCUGAAGAGCUUCACCAGCCAUGACCCCACGAAGCUCCUGGAGCCCACCAACAGGGUCCUUCUAUGCGGUGGCCCCACCGAGAUUAUCAACCCCAACUACAUGGGCAUGGGACCCUUUGGAAAGCAGACCCUCUCCCCUGACCACCAACCCACCGCCUGGAGCUAUGACCUGCUGCCCAAGGACACCUCCCUUGGACCUGGAAGGGGGGAGAGUCCUCCCACACCACCCUCCCAACCGCCAAUAUCACCCAAGAAGUUCUCAUCUUCGACAGCAGUCCGGGGCCCCUGCCCCAGGACACAGGAGUCCAGGCCCAGCGACUUGGGGAAGAACGCAGCCGAGCCCUCGCUGCAGGAGGAGCCGGAGAUGUUUGAGAACCCGCUGUAUGGGUCUGUGAGCUCCUUCCCUAAGCUGGUCUCCAGGAAAGAACAAGAAUCUCCCAAGAUGCUGAGGAAGGAACCCCCGCCCUGUCUGGACCCCACAAUCGCCUCCCCCACCAUCUUGCUCACCAAAGUCCAGGAGGCCGAGAGCUCCAAGGGAGCUAGCAAGACCCCCACGCCCUUCCUCAGCCCGACGCCCCGGCUUCGCUCCUUCACCUGCUCAUCCUCAGCUUCAGAGGGCAAGGCGGCAGUCGGCAAGGAAAAGAACCCAGGGAAGCCCAAGCCCCCGGCCAGUCCCCCAGCCCCAGUGCCAGCCAAGAGGCCCGUGAAGCCGUCCCGGUCAGAGAUGAGCCAGCAGCCCCGGCCACCCCUGCCCAUCAAGAGUCCAGCUGUGCUCCACCUGCAACACUCCAAGGGCCGGGACUACCGUGACAACACCGAGCUGCCACACCAUGGCAAACUUCGGCCCGAGGAGGGGCCGCUCGGCAGGACUGCCAUGCAGGUAACUGUGCGGGCACGUGUGCGUGCUGAAACCAUCAGGAGCCACCAGGGAGCAGCAAGCAGCCCAGCAGACCCCCUGCAGGACGUCACUGCAAGGCUUCCCAGUGGCCGGGAGUAG